This is a messenger RNA of Salvia hispanica, 1281 nucleotides long. The record is from RefSeq and is a predicted model, not a curated record. NCBI's taxonomy places the organism in Eukaryota, Viridiplantae, Streptophyta, Magnoliopsida, Lamiales, Lamiaceae.
AUGAUUCUCAAUGAAUACGACUUAUUCAAUUUGAUUCGUCUGUGCCAUCUCAAGCGAAUUUUGGAUGUGUUUAACAAAUGGGAGAAUGAUAUCAGAUUGAAUUACAAUUGGUUGAGGUGUGCCAAGUUUGCAUCAGUAGGCAUUUAUGCAAUUAAUUGUGUUGCAUGUCUCUUCUAUGUGCUUGCUGCAUACAAUAAUGAUCCAAUCAACACUUGGAUUGGUCAAGCCAUGCCUGUAGGAGUCGAUUUUCGCCAACUUAGCCUUUGGUCUCGAUAUAUUUUGUGCAUGUAUUGGUCCACCACAACAUUCUCCACUGCUGGCUAUGGGGAUUUGCAUCCCGUGAAUUCAAAGGGGAUGAUGGCGUGCACUAUAUAUAUGUUGUUGAUCUUCGCAGCCUCGUCAUAUGUGAUUGGUAAUAUUACACAACUGAUGAUCGAUCUUACUAUGAACAGAAAAAGCCAUGGAGAAUUGGUUCAAGCUGCCAUGAGUUUUUCACAAAGGAACCAGCUGCCUUCUCAUCUAGAAGAGCAAAUGAUAUCACAGCUAACUUUAAACUAUAGGACCAACUUGGAGGGGCUACAACAAAAAAUGAUACUCGAUUCACUUCCUAAUGCCAUCCGGACGAGUAUCUCACACCAUCUCUUCCACUCGGUGAUUAACAAGGCUUACUUGUUUGAAGUAGUGUUGGAAGGGUUUCUCUUCCCGUUGGUCCGUGAGAUGAGUGCGAAGUAUUUCAGUCCCAACAAAGAUGUGAUCUUGCAAAACGAUGCGCCGACCGACUUUUAUAUUAUUGUUACAUGUGCAGUGGAUCUAUUGGUUAUGAGAAAUGAAGCUCAAGUGGUUAUGGGGGAGGCACGAAAGGGUGAGCAUGUUGGUGUGAUUGGUGUGGUUUGUUUUAAGCCACAAUUGUUCACGAUGAGAACAAAAAGGCUAACUCAACUACUAAGGAUGGACCGAACCAAAUUUCUCAAUAUUGUUAAAGACCAUGUUGUAGAUGGGGAAACAAUUGUGAAAAAUUUUACUGAGCAUUUGAAUUACCGGGGAAUGAAGCAACUUCUUGAGGGUAUGUCAAUAGAUGACUUGAUUUCAGCUGGAGUAGGGCAUUUGACAACGGCAUCACAGACAAAGGAUAAGACGCCAUCAAGGGACGAUGUGAUUCUCUCCUCAAGGAUGUCUGCUGGGGUCUCCGUGAUAGGAAAGGCUAGCUCCUCGGUAGUGGUUGCCCCUUCAUCACGGUCACGGUCAUGGCCACCUGCCUGGAGCAGGGAGAUGCUGCUGUGA